AUGCGCAGCAAUACCCUUGUGAUCGGAGCAACGAAGGGUCUAGGAGCCUGUCUCCGAGAUCUAUACUCAAAAGACUCCACCAAGCGCGUCUUCGCGACCACAAGAACGGAAUCCGUCCCAAAAUCAGAGUCAGCGAUCACUUGGUUGACAAAUGUUGAUCUAACUCAUCCUGAAGUAGGCCAAAAGUUAGUCUCGCAGAUUCCGGCCUCAACAGUGUUCUCAACAGCGAUACUUUCAGCUGGAUAUUUUGGCUUUGAAUCCUUCGAUGAUCCAGACUGGGAGAAAGAGGUUAAAAUGUACACUACUUCGGCUAUCGCGCCAGUCUUUCUUGUGCAUCACCUUGUCAAAGCUGGCCUCCUGAGCGAAGGGAGUAAGGUCAUUAUCGUCAGUAGUGAGAGCGGCAGUAUCACUCUCCGGCAUGAGAAAGAGGGUGGAGGAAAUUAUGGUCAUCAUGCGAGCAAGGCUGCAUCAAACAUGGUGGGCAAAUUGCUCAGCUUGGACCUGAAGCCUAAAGGGAUUGCUGUUGGCUUGGUCCAUCCUGGCUUUAUGCGGACUGAAAUGACUAAAGGAGUUGGAUUUGACAAGUUUUGGGAUGUUGGUGGUGCUGUGACUCCUGAUGAAGCAGCUCAGUCACUUGCAUCAUUCAUUGAGGAAUUUGACAUGAGCAAAACUGGAGAAUACUGGGCCCCAAGAGGACCAGGGGAUAUUGGCACUGCAGAGAGUGUCCUUGGUAAAGACUUGCCAACCCCAUUGCAGCUCCCGUGGUAG
This is a messenger RNA of Penicillium malachiteum, 768 nucleotides long. RefSeq names its product oxidoreductase, short chain dehydrogenase/reductase family superfamily. The record is from RefSeq and is a predicted model, not a curated record. NCBI's taxonomy places the organism in Eukaryota, Fungi, Ascomycota, Eurotiomycetes, Eurotiales, Aspergillaceae. The transcript is spliced from 3 exons. The coding region runs from base 1 to 768 and encodes 255 amino acids. Gene Ontology annotation, molecular function: oxidoreductase activity, acting on the CH-OH group of donors, NAD or NADP as acceptor.